UGACAAAUACCUCAAAUAUGGCUACAACCUCGGAAUUCACAGAGAAAUCAUUCUCAAUAGCAGACGCUGACAAGAAUGCAAAGUUUAACACCAAAGAUGAUAUAAAGCCAAUCCUUGAUAAACUUCAAAGUCAACUUGACGUUGAGGACGUGCAUUUUAGCGGUGUAUCGAUUGGUGUAGAAGCAGCGAUUGCACUCUCAGAGAAACUUCCUGAAUUGAAAUCAUUAAGAAUCGCUGAUUUUAGUGAUAUUUUCACUGGGAGACUAAUCACUGAAAUUCCACAAGCUUUGAAGAGUAUUUGUGAUAGUUUAUUAAAAUGUCCAAAGCUUGAAGAGGUUAACUUAUCCGACAACGCUUUUGGUGGUAGAUCCGCUGAACCAAUGGUUAACCUUCUGUCAAACCAUCCAAAUUUACAAGUUUUAAAGCUCAACAACAACGGUUUAGGUAUUGAAGGUGGUAAAAUAGUUUCAGGAGCUCUUAAAUCGCUCGCUUCACACCCAGAAGGUUCAAAAUUGAGAGUAGUAGUCUGUGGUAGAAAUAGAUUAGAGAACGGCAGCUCAGAUAGCUGGGCCGAAGCUUACUCUCUUCAUAAGAACACUUUACAAGUCGUCAAAAUGCCACAAAACGGUAUUAGACCAGAAGGUAUCACAGCUAUUCUUGGUGGUUUGACAAAUUGCAAUGAUUUGAGAGAGUUGGAUUUACAAGAUAACACUAUGACAAAGAAUGGAUCAAUCGCGUUGUCUAACGCUAUAAAGAGUUGGUCUAACUUGGAAGUUAUCAAUAUCAGCGAUUGUUUAACAGGUGGACGCGGUGGAAUUGAAAUAGCCAAGUCAUUGGCUACAGGUGUAUUGAAAGAGCUUAAAACUCUUAGGCUUCAAUUUAAUGAAUGGGAUGAACGCUCACUUAGUUUGUUAUCUAAGUACAUCAAUGAAUUUGGUCAAAAGCUUACGACUUUGGAAAUUAACGGUAACAGAGCAGAUCCUGAUGAAGAUGUUAUUGAAAGUAUUAGAGAAGCUUUAUCAAAACAUAACCAUGGUAAUGCUCUUGAUGAACUUGAUGAAAUGGAGGAAUACGAUCCAGAGGAUCUUGAAGAAGAAAGUGAGGGUGAACAAUCCGAUGAAGAGGACGAGGGUCAAGGAGAAUCAGCGAAGGUUAUUGAGGAGAUUAAAGAAAAGAAACAAGAAAGCGGUGAUGUUGAUGAUCUCGUUAACCAACUUGCAGGAGCCAAAAUUAACUAGAUCAAUCAAUUGCAUAAUGAAAUAUAUCCAUAAUCUAUUAC
This is a messenger RNA of Wallemia mellicola CBS 633.66, 1279 nucleotides long. Its product is annotated as RNI-like protein. The record is from RefSeq and is a predicted model, not a curated record. Gene Ontology annotation, cellular component: nucleus; perinuclear region of cytoplasm; cytosol. The transcript has 2 exons. Gene Ontology annotation, molecular function: GTPase activator activity; small GTPase binding. Bases 18 to 1238 code for a protein of 406 amino acids. Gene Ontology annotation, biological process: nucleocytoplasmic transport; activation of GTPase activity. Lineage: Eukaryota; Fungi; Basidiomycota; Wallemiomycetes; Wallemiales; Wallemiaceae.